This is a messenger RNA of Glycine soja, 1203 nucleotides long. Its product is annotated as F-box protein GID2-like. Gene Ontology annotation, cellular component: SCF ubiquitin ligase complex. The record is from RefSeq and is a predicted model, not a curated record. The coding region runs from base 443 to 967 and encodes 174 amino acids. Gene Ontology annotation, molecular function: protein binding. The transcript has a single exon. Gene Ontology annotation, biological process: regulation of gibberellic acid mediated signaling pathway. Lineage: Eukaryota; Viridiplantae; Streptophyta; Magnoliopsida; Fabales; Fabaceae.
AAUUCGAGACGGUGGAAAUUAAUAAGCAUAGAGAGAAAAAAAGAUGCAAUAUCCUUAGUCCACACCCACCCACCGACCCCAUUCCCCGGUAAGAAUGAAGAGAAGGCGAAUAGCAACAUGAAGAGAGGGCCAAGGAGGAUGAGGACAAAAUGGUCCAUCAAAUAAAAGAAUCCAAACGCAUUGAUUUCUCUCUUUGUCGUCUUCGAAAACCAUCAAAAACAGGUGCACCCCCUAAUGACCUUAACCUUUAGUUCACCUGCCCCAUUACCCAUCCUUGCAUUGCUUUCCCAUUUCCGUUACCGUUAUCCUCACUUCUCUCUCUCUCAACCUCUUAUUUAUUUAUUAACCCUUUAUUCCACCCCUUUCCUCUCCCUUCAUCAAGCACCCAACUUUCUGCCACCCCCACAAAAGGGUGCUUGCGUUUCUUUCUGUGAUCUCAACCAUGAAGCGUCCACUCACACCUUCAGCCAGCGGCAUGAAGACUAACAAGAAAGCCAAGGCGAUGGAAAAUGACGAAGACGUGGAGGGGCUGGGGCGUUUCGACGACAACCUUCUGUUCGAGGUGUUGAAGCACGUGGACGCGCGGACGCUGGCGAUGGCGGGAUGCGUGAACAAACAGUGGCACAAAACUGCGCAAGACGAGAGGCUCUGGGAACUGAUCUGCACAAAGCAGUGGGCAAACACAGGGUGCGGUGAGCAACAGCUGCGAUCCGUGGUCCUCGCGCUCGGUGGCUUCCGUCGCCUCCACGCACUUUAUCUCUUCCCUCUCUCCAAACCUCAACAACUACAACAACUAACAUCAUCUUCAUCCUCUUCCUCUUCCUCCUCGGCCUGGGGCCCCACCGUACCGCAGAUGAUUCGAUCGAAACCGCUACGUUUGGGGAAAGACGAGGUUCACCUCUCUCUUUCGCUCCUCUCUAUUCGCUACUACGAGAAGAUGAAUUUCAAUAACAGAACCACCAGAUGAUUGAUCAUUCUUCUUCCAUAAUCCAUCCACCAUCCGCGUGUUGUUUUUUGUUACUAUUAAUCAAACCUAAUCUCGGAUUUGGACUCUUUUUUUUCCUUAAUUUGUGCGAUUUAUAGAUUUCAGUUGCCAGAUCUGCUUUUUAUUCGGGCAAUUAGUCUAAGCCGGACGUGUUCUGUAACUUGUAUGUACUUUGAUUUGAUAAAUAUAUAAUAAUAUAUAUGAAUUUUGGGAUCUAA